GCCCCAACCCGAGGCUGACCAGAGGGAGCAGUCGGUCAGACCACACAGGCCUGCGCUCUCCUGGAUCUUCCAGCCAUGAGGCUCCUCUGGGGGCUAGCCUGGGUGGUCAGCUUCUUUGCCUCAUCUUUGCAGAAGCCCAGGUUGCUCCUGUUCUCCCCUUCUGUGGUUAAUUUGGGGACCCCCCUGUCAGUGGGGGUGCAGCUCCUGGAUGCCCCUGCAGGACAGGAGAUAAAAGGCUCAGUGUUCCUCAGAAACCCGACGGGUGGGCCCUGCUCCCCAAAGAAGGACUUUAAGCUCAGCUCUGGAAACGACUUUGUGCUUCUCAGCCUUGAGGUCCCACUGAAGGACGUAAGGAGGUGUGGCCUCUUUGGCCUUCUCAGAGCCCCCCACAUCCAGCUGGUGGCUCAGUCUCCGUGGUUGAAGAACACAGCUUCCAAAGCCACAGAGACUCAGGGUGUCAACCUGCUCUUCUCUUCCCGACGAGGCCAUAUCUUUGUGCAGACCGAUCAGCCCAUCUAUAACCCUGGGCAGCGGGUUCGUUAUCGGGUCUUUGCAUUGGAUCAAAAGAUGCGCCCAUCCGCUGACACCCUCACAGUCACAGUGGAGAACUCCCAUGGCCUCCGUGUUCGCAAGAAGGAGGUAUUUGCCCCCACAUCCAUCUUCCAAGAUGACUUCGUCAUUCCAGACAUCUCAGAGCCGGGAACCUGGAAGAUCUCAGCUAGGUUCUCGGAUGGCCUGGAGUCCAAUAGGAGCACCCACUUUGAAGUGAAGAAAUACGUCCUUCCCAACUUCGAGGUGAAGAUUACUCCUUGGAAGCCAUAUAUCCUGACAGUGCCCAGCGACCGUGAUGAAAUCCAAUUAGACAUCCAGGCCAGGUACAUCUAUGGGAAGCCCGUGCAGGGCGUGGCAUACACACGGUUCGCACUCAUGGAUGAGCACGGGAAGAGGACUUUCCUUCGGGGCCUAGAGACCCAGACCAAGUUGGUGGAAGGCCAGACUCACAUUUCCAUCUCAAAGGACCAGUUCCAGGCUGCCCUGGAUAAAAUCAACAUUGGGGUCGGAGACCUGGAAGGGCUGCGUCUGUACGCUGCCGCAGCCAUCAUCGAGUCCCCAGGAGGAGAGAUGGAGGAGGCGGAGCUCACAUCCUGGCGCUUCGUGUCUUCGGCCUUCUCCUUGGAUCUCAGCCGCACCAAGCAGCAUCUUGUGCCCGGGGCCCCCUUCCUGCUGCAGGCUCUGGUCCGAGAAAUGUCAGGCUCUGAAGCCUCUGACGUUCCUGUCAAAGUCUCUGCCACAUUGGUGUCUGGCUCUGACUCGAAAGUCCUCGACGUUGAACAGAACACCAAUGGGAUCGGCCAAGUCAGCAUUUCCAUCCACGUCCCGCCCACCAUCACAGAACUCAGGCUCUUGGUGUCUGCGGGCUCCCUCUACCCAGCCGUAGCCAGGCUCACUGUGCAGGCCCCGCUUUCAAGAGGCGCUGGCUUUCUGUCCAUUGAGCCACUAGACCCCCGGUCCCCUCGUGUCGGGGACACCUUCAUCCUGAACCUUCGAACUGUGGGCAUCCAUGAGCCUGCCUUCUCUCAUUACUACUACAUGAUUGUCUCCAGAGGCCAGAUCAUGGCUGUGAGUCGGGAGCCCAGGAGGACGCUGACAUCCGUGUCCGUGUUGGUGGACCAUUCCAUGGCUCCCGCUUUCUACGUCGUGGCUUACUUCUAUCACCAAGGCCUCCCAGUGGCGAACUCCCUACUCAUCAAUGUCCAGCCCGGGGACUGUGAGGGCAAGCUGGAACUGAAGGUGGAUGGAGCCAAGGAGUAUCGUAACGGGGAGAGCAUGAAGCUCCAGCUUCAGACGGACUCUGAAGCCCUGGUGGCCCUGGGAGCUGUGGACACGGCUCUGUAUGCCGUGGGUGGCCGGUCUCACAAACCCCUCGACAUGAGCAAGGUCUCUGAAGUAAUAAACAGCUACAACCUUGGCUGUGGUCCUGGAGGCGGAGAUGAUGCCCUUCAGGUGUUCCAGGCUGCUGGGCUGGCCUUUUCUGAUGGUGACCGACUAACUCAAACCAGAGAGGACCUGAGCUGUCCCAAGGAGAAGAAAAGUCGGCAAAAGAGAAACGUUAACUUCCAGAAGGCUAUCAGUGAGAAGUUGGGCCAGUAUUCUUCUCCAGACACCAGGCGCUGCUGUCAAGAUGGGAUCACGAAGCUGCCCAUGGCGCGUACCUGUGAGCAGCGGGCAGCCCGCGUGCCUCAGCUGGCCUGCCGGGAGCCCUUCCUGUCCUGUUGCAAGUUCGCGGAGGACCUCCGUAGGAACCAGACCAGGAGCCAGGCGGGCCUUGCCCGAGCCCAGGAGGUGCUGCAGGAGGAGGACCUGAUAGAUGAAGACGACGUUCUCGUGCGCAGCUUCUUCCCAGAGAACUGGCUCUGGAGAGUGGAACCCGUGGACCGCUCCAAGCUGUUGACAGUGUGGCUCCCUGACUCUCUGACCACAUGGGAGAUUCAUGGUGUGAGCCUGUCCAGAAGCAAAGGCCUGUGUGUGGCCAAGCCCACUCGUGUCCGCGUGUUCCGAGCAUUCCACCUGCACCUGCGCCUGCCCGUCUCCGUCCGCCGCUUUGAGCAGCUUGAGUUACGGCCUGUUCUCUAUAACUAUCUGACCGAGGACGUGACUGUGAGUGUCCAUGUGUCCCCAGUGGAGGGACUGUGUCUGGCUGGUGGUGGGAUGCUGGCCCAGCAGGUGUCGGUGCCUGCGGGCUCUGCCCGGCCUGUGGCCUUCUCCGUGGUACCCACAGCUGCUGCCAGCGUGUCCCUGAAAGUGGUGGCUCGAGGGUCUUUUGAUCUAGGGGAUGCUGUGUCUAAGAUUCUCCAAAUUGAGAAGGAAGGGGCCAUCCACAGAGAAGAGAUGGUCUACAACCUCGACCCCCUAAAUAACCGAGGUCGGAGUCUGGAAAUACCUGGCAGCUCCGAUCCCAACAUCAUCCCUGAUGGAGACUUCAGCAGCUUCGUCAGGGUCACAGCCUCUGAACCCUUGGAGACUUUGGGCUCUGAAGGCGCCUUGUCCCCAGGAGGCGUGGCCUCCCUCCUGAGGCUUCCCCGGGGCUGCGCAGAACAAACCAUGGUCUAUUUGGCCCCUACCUUGACUGCUUCCCACUACCUGGACAGGACAGAGCAGUGGAGCAGACUGCCCCCCGAGACAAAGGACCAUGCUGAGGAUCUGAUCCAGAAAGGCCACAUGCGGAUCCAACAGUUUCGGAAGAAAGAUGGCUCCUUUGGGGCGUGGUUACACAGGGACAGCAGCACCUGGCUCACUGCAUUUGUGCUGAAGAUUCUGAGUUUGGCCCAGGAUCAGGUGGGCGACUCCCCUGAGAAGCUGCAGGAGACGGCAGGCUGGCUGCUGGGCCAGCAGCUAGGUGACGGCUCCUUCCACGACCCGUGUCCGGUCAUCCACAGAGGCAUGCAGGGGGGCUUGGUGGGAGCCGACGAGACGGUGGCACUCACCGCCUUCGUGGUCAUUGCCCUUCACCACGGGCUGGCCGUCUUCCAGGACGAGAAUGCGCAGCAGCUGAAGAACAGAGUGGAAGCCUCCAUCGCCAAGGCACACUCGUUCUUGGGGCAGAAGGCGAGUGCUGGGCUCCUGGGUGCCCACGCAGCCGCCAUCACAGCCUAUGCCCUGACGCUGACCAAGGCCUCGGAGGACCUGCGGAAUGUUGCCCACAACAGCCUGAUGGCCAUGGCCGAGGAAACAGGGGAAAACCUCUACUGGGGCUUAGCCAUCGGCUCCCAGGACAACGUUGUGUCGCCCACCCCAGCCCCCCGUGGCCCAUCAGACCCUGUGCCCCAGGCCCCAGCCCUGUGGAUCGAAACCACGGCCUACGGCCUGCUCCACCUGCUGCUGCGGGAGGGAAAGGGAGAAAUGGCCGACAAGGCCGCAUCCUGGCUCACCCACCAGGGAAGCUUCCAAGGGGGAUUCCGCAGUACCCAGGACACCGUGGUCACCCUGGACGCCCUGUCUGCAUACUGGAUCGCUUCACACACCACCGAGGAGAAGGCACUCAACGUGACUCUCAGCUCCACGGGCCGCAACGGGUUCAAGUCCCACGUGCUCCACCUGAACAACCAUCAAGUCAAGGGUCUGGAGGAGGAGCUGAAGUUCUCUCUGGGCAGCACAAUCAGUGUGAAGGUGGGAGGAAACAGCAAAGGCACCUUGAAGAUCCUUCGUACCUACAACGUCCUGAACAUGAAGAACACGACCUGCCAGGACCUUCAGAUAGAAGUGACGGUCACAGGCUAUGUGGAAUACACAAGGGAAGCCUACGAAGACUACGAAGACGAAGACUAUGACAUGGCAGCCGCCGAUGACCCCAGCGUCCACUCACGGCCCGUGACGCCCCUGCAGCUGUUUGAGGGUCGUCGGAGCCGCCGCAGGAGGGAGGCCCCCAAGGUGGCAGAAGAGCAGGAGUCCAGAGUGCAGUACUCCGUGUGUAUCUGGCGGAAUGGCAAGCUGGGGCUGUCUGGCAUGGCCAUCGCAGACAUCACCCUCCUGAGUGGAUUCCAUGCCCUGAGGGCCGACCUGGAGAAGCUGACCUCCCUCUCUGACCGUUAUGUGAGUCACUUUGAGACCGACGGGCCCCACGUCCUGCUGUACUUCGACUCGGUCCCGACCACCCGGGAGUGUGUGGGCUUUGGAGCCUUGCAGGAGGUGGCCGUGGGGCUGGUGCAGCCGGCCACCGCUGUCCUGUAUGACUACUACAGCCCCGAUCACAAGUGUUCCGUGUUUUAUGCUGCGCCCACCAAGAGCAAGCUCCUGUCCACCUUGUGCUCGGCAGAUGUCUGCCAGUGCGCAGAGGGGAAGUGUCCUCGACAGCGACGGUCACUGGAGCGAGGGGUGGAGGACAAGGAUGGCUACCGCAUGAAGUUCGCCUGCUAUUAUCCCCGCGUGGAGUACGGCUUCCAGGUCAAGGUUCUUCGAGAAGAUGGCAGAGCUGCCUUCCGCCUCUUUGAGACCAAGAUCACCCAAGUCCUGCAUUUCACAAAGGAUGCCAAGGCCUCCACAGGUCAGACCCGCAACUUCCUGGUCCGGUCCUCUUGCCGCCUUCGUCUGGAGCCUAACAAAGAGUACCUGAUCAUGGGGAUGGACGGGGUCACCACUGACCUCAAGGGAGACCCCCAGUACUUGUUGGACUCAAAUAGCUGGAUCGAGGAGAUGCCUUCUGAGCGCCUGUGCAGGAGCACCCGCCAGCGGGCAGCCUGUGCCCAGCUCAAGGACUUCCUGCAGGAAUACGGCAGCCAGGGGUGCCAGGUGUGAGGGCGGAGGACUCUGGCUCCCUGAGCUUGCCCAGGCUCAGGCCUCUCUGGAUGAGGGGCUCUGCUUAACCGAGUGAAUAAAAUAAAAGCUUUGGACAUCAA
This is a messenger RNA of Apodemus sylvaticus (European woodmouse), 5393 nucleotides long. RefSeq names its product complement C4A (Rodgers blood group) (gene C4a). The transcript has 41 exons. Gene Ontology annotation, cellular component: extracellular region. Lineage: Eukaryota; Metazoa; Chordata; Mammalia; Rodentia; Muridae. The record is from RefSeq and is a predicted model, not a curated record. Bases 76 to 5292 code for a protein of 1738 amino acids. Gene Ontology annotation, biological process: inflammatory response; complement activation. Gene Ontology annotation, molecular function: protein binding; endopeptidase inhibitor activity.